AGAAGCACAUGAGCAGGCUGACAGAUUUUCUGAUAUUUCAGAAAUGGAAGGUAAAAUCCUUCUGCUUGUGCUGCUUUUGUCAGUGAUGAGUCGAGCGGCUGACCGGGAUCUAGUUGUUUCUUCAGGACAUCUUUAUCCAAUAAGUGGGACUGAAGGCCCUCGAUCAGAUGAAGGACGUACACCAAGGAUUCCCCUGGAAAGACCUUUCGUCUAUUUUGGACGGACAUACAAUGAGGCUUAUAUUCUUAACAAUGGACUCCUAAUAUUUGACGGCAAGGUCAAAGUAAAGUUACCUGAAAGGUUCCCACGACAUGCAAAAGCAGACCUUAUUGCUCCAUUGUGGACAGAUUUGGACAACAGUAAAAAUGGUCAUAUAUUCUACAAACAAUACACCAGUGGCAGUGUUCUCCGGCAGGCUACACAAGACAUUAAUUCCUACUUCCCAGACGUCUACUUCAGUGCCACUUGGGUCUUUGUGGCAACAUGGCAUGAGGUGGCCUACUUCCCAAAUACAAAAGCAAGGGCGACUUUCCAGGCGGUGUUAAUCUCUGGAAACGGCAACACAUUUUUGCUUAUGAACUACGGGAAAAUUGACGCAACUCGUCAUAGUGUACAGGCUGGCUAUGAUUCAAUAGACUCUGAGCACCAUUAUUCUAUCCCUGGAUCAUUAACUGAUGCUGCAACAGGCGAAGACUCUGUUUUCCGCCACAGCAGCAACGUCAAGGUACCUGGUCGUUGGGCCUUUCAGAUCAACUAUGGUCCAAAAGGCUGCACUUUCAAUGGGAAACCUGUGCAGGCUGGAGAUUCCUUCUGGAGUGACAGCACGUGUGCAGAGAAGUGCAUCUGCACCUCAUCAGGCGUGCAGUGUUCCUACCAGCCCUGCUCCUUUUCCCAAAUAUGCCAGGAAACUUCCUUUUAUUUCUCCUGCGAGACAGUGGAGAGACGCACCUGCACCAUAAGUGGUGAUCCACAUUACUACACCUUUGAUAAGUCAUUGUUUCACUUUCAGGGCACCUGCACUUAUGUUCUUUCAGAACAGUGUCAGAAUGACCUGCCCUAUUAUAGAGUAGAGGGUAAGAAUGAGCACCGAGGCAGCACAGAUGUUUCUUGGACGCGACUGGUGAAGGUGCAUGUCUAUAAUGAUAUCAUUGAGCUUGUCAAAGGACAUCCUGGUAAAGCUAAGGUUAAUGGAAUCUUUGCAUUCACUCCAUUCUUCCUCAAUAAUGGCAGAGUCCAUGUUUAUGAGUCAGGUUUUACUGUGACUGUCAGCACUGUCUUUGGCCUGAUGGUAUCAUACGAUGCAAACCAUUAUGUCCGGAUCAGCCUGCCCUACUCUUACCAGAAUGCAACAUGUGGCCUCUGUGGAGACUUCAACGAUGACCCUGACGAUGAUUUCAGAACCCGUGAGGGACAGAUCGUGAGCUCUGAUUUGGUCUUUGCCAACAGCUGGAAAGCAGCUGGUGAUGAUGAACCUGGUUGUGAGCCACAGUGUGCAGGUCUGGACUGUGCUGUCUGUUCUGCAGAGGAAACAGCCUUAUACAGCAAUGAUGCCCACUGUGGUAUCCUGCAGGACAGUUCUGGACCCUUUGCUGCCGGUCACCAAGAGCUUCCCCCUCAAACAUUUAUGAAAAGUUGUGUUUUUGAUCUGUGUGCUGGUGGAGGGUACCGGCCCUUUCUCUGUCAAGCCUUAAAUGUGUACACAAGUGAGUGUCAGCAAAAUGGUGUCCAACUACCAAGCUGGAGGAGACCUGGCUUCUGUGAAAUCCCCUGCCCAGCUAACAGCCACUUUGAGUCCCAAGCCUCAGGAUGUUCACCCACCUGUUUCAACCCGAAUUCCACCGACAACUGUCCUCUCCAUGAUCUGGAGAGCUGUGUGUGUAAUGAAGGCUACAUCCUCAGCGGUGGUGUCUGUGUCCCUCAUGAUGAGUGUGGCUGCAGCUUUGAGGGUUUCUACUAUAGGUCUGGGCAGACUGUCAUACUAGAUGAGGACUGUGGGAGGAAAUGUAGCUGCAGUUAUGGCUCCAUGACAUGCAAUCCACAUGGUUGCGGCCUACAUGAAACAUGCCUUGUAGAGGAUGGAGAAAGAGGAUGCAGACCCAAAGGCUAUGCUACAUGCUGGAUCAGAGGCCCUGGGUCAUAUCAAACAUUUGAUGGAGUGACAUACCAAUAUCCUGGGGCUUGUCGACUGACCCUUACCAGGGUGAUGAAAUUGUCAGAUUACCCGCACUUUAUGGUGACUGCAGAGAAAGUCCCCAGAGGGCAGCAGGGUUUUGCACGUGUCCUGAAUUUUGAGGCAGAGGGGACACAAGUCUCCAUUGAGAUGGCAAGAAGCAGCAGAGUUAAGGUUGAUGGUGAGCUGGUCACACUGCCCUACAGCUCUGGGUCCACCCGUAUCCGCAUUUACCAAAGCAGCGUUUUCAGUGUCAUCAUUCACACAGCCUUUGGUGUAACUGUGCAGGCAGUCUGGCCUCACUUUGUGCGUGUCACUGCACCUGCUGUCUACGACGGCUCACUUGGUGGACUCUGUGGAAACUACAAUGGUCACCCGCAUGAUGACUUCCUUACACCCAAUGGCGCUCUGGUCAAAAGUUCUCAGGAGUUUGGGGACAGUUGGCGAGAUGGUUCCCUCACUGCUCACUGUGUGGAAAGUGUGAACCAAAACCCAUCAGUCAAUUUUAAUUCCAGUGAGUUCUGUGGCAUUCUUAGCUCACAUGAUGGACCAUUUACAUCUUGUUUCGAUGUGGUGGACCCACGGGAGCAGGUGGAUGUGUGUUUGGAUAUCCUCAGGGGCUCUAAAGAUCCUGCAUCAACACUGUGUGAGGUUCUUCGCGAUUAUGCACUAAUGUGUCAAGAGAAGGGUGUUUCCUUGGGACCGUGGAGGGAUUCAACUGGCUGUGAGCUAGCCUGUCCUUCAAACAGUCAUUAUGAACUCUGCGGGACCACUUGUCCUUCUACCUGCCCGAGCCUCUCCUUCCCCUUCACCUGUGACACCCCGUGUCAGGAUGGGUGCCAGUGUGAUGACGGCUUUGUCCUCAGUGGAAACCAGUGUGUACCACCAACAUCUUGUGGAUGCUACCACCAAGGACGCUAUCGGCAAAGUGGGGAACAGUUCUGGGAUGGUGAAGAGUGUCAGAGCUUGUGCACCUGUAAUGGUAUGACUUCUGCAGUCCAGUGUGUCCCCAAGUCCUGUGGUCCUCAGGAGUCGUGCCGUGUGGUGGAGGGUGAGUUUGGAUGCCAUCCCAACCCUCAUGGCACCUGCUCGGCCUCCGGAGAUCCUCACUACGUCACUUUUGAUGGCCAGGCCUACGACUUCCAGGGAACCUGUCGCUAUGUUUUGGCAGCGGUUUGUAAUGCCGCUGAUGAAAUCCAACAUUUUUCUGUGGAAGCUAAGAAUGAAGCGUGGAAUGGCUUGCAAGUUUCUAUCACAGCUGAAGUCUUUGUUGAUGUGUUGGGCUACCAAGUACUUAUGUCUAGAAACCUCCCGGGUAUGGUAAAGGUAAAUGGAAUAACAAGAAAUCUCCCUAUUCUGUUGAAUGGGAAUCUAUCUAUUUUCGCCAGUGGAUCUGAAACAUUUGUCACAGCAGAUUUUGGUUUGAGUGUUACAUAUAAUGGACGAGGCAGAGUGUCUAUCUCAGUACCUUCAAAUUACAGAGGAAAACUGUGUGGACUCUGUGGGAACUUCAAUGGGAACCAAAGGGAUGAAUUCCUCACCCCAAAUGGAUUAAUAGUUAUUGCUCCGGAUGAUUUUGGGGCAGCCUGGAAGGUUCCAGGUAACUACUCCUGCAGUGAUGGUUGUGGAUCGUCCUGCCCACAGUGCAACAAUGAAGGCCCUGCCAGAGCUCAGUGUGAGGUGAUUCAGGCAUCCGACGGGCCUUUUAGCUUCUGCCAUGAUGAAGUGGAUCCAGCACCAUAUUUCAAUGACUGCGUGUUUGAUGUUUGCGUGUCGGGAAAUGGGGGCCAAGAUCUUCUUUGUAGGGCCAUUGAAGCAUACGUCAGUGCCUGUCAGUCUGCAAAUGUCCGAAUCUACCCUUGGAGACAGAACACAAAUUGCAUCAUUGACUGUCCAGAAAACAGUCAUUAUGAGCUGUGCGGAACGGACUGCGGCCACACCUGUGCCAGCAGCACUGAUGCCACCUGUGAGCACGUUUGCUCAGAGGGAUGUUUCUGUGAUGAGGGCUUGGUCAGGAGCGGGAAGACGUGUGUCCCAGUGGAGAGCUGUGGCUGCCAACAUGAUGGCUUCUACUAUAAUCAUGGUGAGUCCUUCUGGACAGAGGGUUGCUCGCAGAGAUGUGAAUGUCACGCUCCCAAUGACCUGCGCUGCUCAGCUGCAUCGUGCAUUCCUACACAGCAGUGCACCAUCAGGAAUGGUCGGCUGGGAUGUUACGAUUCCAUGUCCACUUGCACUGUGUGGGGAGACCCUCACUACAUCACCUUCGAUGGAGCCCUGGCACAUUUCCAGGGCACAUGCUCUUACAUCAUUACUGAGAGUGUAAGCCACAGCAGCAAUGAACCCCAGUUUACGGUAGUGGCCACCAAUAAUCACCGUGGCAACAACCAUGUGUCGUUUGUGUCUGUGGUGGACAUUUACCUCUCAAAACAGACGGAGAGUGUGCAUGUCAGGCUUGGACCCAAUAAAAGAGUGAAGGUAGAUGGAACUGAGGUGUCUCUUCCCACCGCCGCAGGGACUUUAGCUCAGGUGUCCAGGCAGGGCAGCAACAUAGUGCUUGAUGCAGGUGACUUCAUUGUCCAGUUUGACGGCCGGAGUACUUUACUGGUCAGAAUGGACCAACACCAUCAGAACAGAGUCACCGGGAUGUGUGGGAACUUCAACAGUGAUCCCACAGAUGACAAAGUGUUACCAAAUGGCACCCGAGCACUAAAUGACAAUGAAUUUGGUCACGGCUGGAAGUCCUCCAAAAGCCAACCAGGGUGUGGAUCCACAGAUGAAGAUAGCGAUGGACUGAAUGACUGUCCCUGUUUCGAAGAAUACUCUGAACUCUGCAGCAUCAUCACCAACACCAGUGGGCCAUUCAGUGAUUGUCAGAUACACUCUGACCCACAGCCAUUUUUCACUUCCUGUGUCUAUGAUCUCUGUCUCUACACUCAAGCCAAUGGGAUGCUUUGCUCUGCUGUCUCGGCCUACGAGAGCACCUGCUCUAUUUUGGGGUUGAACAUCCCCGAGUGGCGCCCUGCUUUACAGUGUGCGGAGUCAGACCCCUGUGAACAGCAGGACUGCACAGAGGGUGAGUGGUGUGGGCAGAAAGAUGGUGUGUACGGCUGCUUCUGUGAAGAAAACCACCAUCGGGAAAACAGUGAAACCUUUGACUCUUCCAUCACUUGUGAGAGCAGUUCAGGCUCCAUGUCAUUGUCUCGCUGCCAGCUGUUUGAAGCAGGUUUUCACUCCGAUGUCCUUCAUCUCGAAGACGACUCCUGCAAAGGGACCGUUCAGGACGGACGACUGGUGUUCAACUUUGACAACGGUGAAAACCUGUGUGGGACGGUCCUCAAGAGCAAUGGAACCCAUCUCAUGUAUGAGAACACCAUCCAGGGUGACGUGGACCAUUAUGGAAACGUAAUCAGUCGUCGGAGAGGCAUCCAACUCCUUUUCUGCUGUGAAUACUCUCUGAGCCAGGCCUUGUCUAUGGAUGUGGGCAUCAAUCCUGUGGAGAGUCUUCUGACGAAGAAGCUUCCAUAUGGCAAUGGUUUAUAUCAUAUCAAAAUGAUCCCCUUCCGGGACCCAAACUUCCUUAUACCUUACCAAAGUGACAGCAAAAAAGGAAUACGAAUGGAUGAGAGGAUUUACGUGGAGGUGCGAACAGAUGGAGUGGAUGGACAGCAACUCUCCACCCUUCUAGACUCAUGCUGGGCCACGCCAGUCAACGAUCCAAACUACUAUAUCCGCUGGGAUCUCAUUAUUGCAGAGUGUCCUAAUCCAAAAGACCGUACAGUACAGCUGAUUCAGAAUGGCAACUCCGCUGAGGCCCUUUUCUCCUUCAAGAUGUUCAACUUUAAGAACUACAAAUCCAUUUACAUUCACUGUAACGUCCAUUUGAGCCUUUCGAGAGGAGAUUACGACUGCAAGGCUCACGGCAAGCCGGGUUACAAAAAACGACUUCAGAGGGAUGCAUCAUAUCCUGACUCUUCAAGCAUCUCAGUUGGGCCACUUGUCUCACAGACCGAAACCGUUGAUGCCGGAGUCCAGAGUAGUGCCGCUUCAGGCCAGCUGACUUCCAUCAUCAUCCUGACUUUGAUCUUGCUGACUGCCAAAAUUCUCGUCCAGUAAGACGGAAGAGGAAUUGAAGUUCAGUUUCUUUCAACAUUUAUAUACAUUUAGAUGUUUUAAGGGGUUUCAUUUUGGGCGUGGUUUUUUUUUUGACACUUGUGUAGUACAGUGAAAUUAAAAUCUGUAAUCACUGUACAUUUGAUAUUUGUCUUUGGGUCUUUUAUAGGGAUUUUUAAUCAUAAAAUGUAUGUCACAGGACGGGUUAUCAUAUAAUGAGUGUAGCAACAUACAAAUUGACUUCAUUCUCAUGUAAAUAACUGUUGCAGAUAACAGUCAUCAAUAUAAAAUCUCAAGAUUUGACAUUUACAUGAAACUAUGUUCUUGUUGCUUUCGCUAGUAAAUAUUUUAGCAUUUAUAGUAUGUUUGAUUCAACAUGUUUUUGAAACAUGCAAAAAAAUGUACUUCAAGGGACAUAUAUCUCAGAUGGUGAUUUACAAAUAAAUUGUUCUAAAAAUUAAGUAUUGGUGCAUGAUGGUAAUAAGGGAAAUGCUUGGAAAAACAUGUACGACAUGUCCUAUGUAAUCUUUGUAUCUUCAAAUAAAUAUCUAAAUGUAUGUACUGUGUGCAGAAUUUUUAAAAGUUAAUUUCUUAAAAAGGUAAUGUUAAGUGUGCCAGUAAGUUCUUGUCUUACACCAUAUGCAGUCUUUAUACUUUUAGUUUCUACAACCACCUGAACGUGACUGUAUAGCAGGGGUGUCAAACUCAUUUUCACCGAGGGCCACAUCAGCAUAAUGGCUGUCCUCAAAGUUGUUCUCCAGGUCCACGUAUCUGAAAUAGAAACAUGUUUAAUAUAAACCAUAUAUUAUGGUUUUAUCUAGAAAGCGUUUCCCCUCCUCUCCGUUUGUUGUUGCAGUGUAAUUAUUUGUCCAGCAGAUUGCGACAUUUCCCCGAAUCGGCCGCCCUCGCAGGCGGGGAGCGGCGGCCGAUUCGAAAUUUGAAACAAUUUGAAACAGAGAAUCUCUUUGUUAAAUGGAUGUGUUGUUAAAUGUAUUUAUCUGUGCAAUGAAGUUGUAAUACUUGUUUUUGAGUUGUUUUUCUCCCAUUAAAUCCCGUUUUGCCCUCCGGUAAGGCAACC
Cololabis saira (Pacific saury) is the source of this 7358-nucleotide messenger RNA. RefSeq names its product alpha-tectorin-like. The coding region runs from base 44 to 6283 and encodes 2079 amino acids. NCBI's taxonomy places the organism in Eukaryota, Metazoa, Chordata, Actinopteri, Beloniformes, Belonidae. Gene Ontology annotation, biological process: cell-matrix adhesion. The transcript is spliced from 25 exons. The record is from RefSeq and is a predicted model, not a curated record. Gene Ontology annotation, molecular function: protein binding.